AUGUUUGUCCACUCCUACAAACAUGCUCAAUCUUCACGCCCGAACACCAUAUCCGGCAUUGAAUAUCUACUUUCGCAGCUACUACAACACCCUAACAAGCACCAUUACCACCACUGCUACAAAAUCACAUCCCCUGCGAAAGAAGCAAUACAACAAGACGACCUACACUCAAGACAAAAUCAGCACAACAACCGCACGUCCCCACGAGAUGUCAACAGCCAUAUCCGGUCCCCACACAGCAAGUCUCCAUACAACAUACCACGCUCAAACCAUACUGACAAAUCCAAGCCUCCCCUCCCCUCGCCCCCCUGCCCUUCUCAGCGCAGUCUGACGGGUAGCGAAACCCCACCUCCUUCCCCACCCCCACCCUCACCGAGCCGUUACGCGCUCUCGGACAUUCAUCUUUGUUCGCCACCGUCCGAGACUCCUUCUCGCUCGCUUACCCCCGAGGUUCCUAUUCCGGAUCCGUACAUAAACGGUAUCCUGGGUGCGGCACGGGACCCUAAGCCGCCUCGUCCUCCUCCUGCGCCGCCGUCUUCGCCGAGUCGGUACGGUCUUUCAGUGUACCAGGCUGGUCAGUAUGUGAUUGGAAUCCCUGAUGCGGCACGGGACCCUAAACCUGAUCGUCCUCCUCCUCCGCCUGCGCCUCCGUCUUCGCCUAGUCGGUAUGGUGUUGCUUGUGCUUGAGAGGAGUGGUAAAUGUGACUGGAUGGGUGAGAUAGAGGGCAGAGAAAUGAUUGAAGAUGGCUGAGAUGAUAGGAAAUGGGAGUGAGCAAGAUGAUGGUUUUGACAACUAUGAGAUACCCUGGUGGAUUUGAUAGCUCUAAACAAAAGGUGUCGAAAACUGUGGAGUCUACACUUUUCUACGUGAUGAAUGACUUGACUGGGUGUAUUAUUUGCAAGACCACCUCUUCGUGUG
Molecule: messenger RNA, 919 nt
Organism: Dothidotthia symphoricarpi CBS 119687
Lineage: Eukaryota; Fungi; Ascomycota; Dothideomycetes; Pleosporales; Dothidotthiaceae
Exons: 5
Coding region: 1-687 (228 amino acids)
Source: RefSeq, a predicted model, not a curated record